UCGAGUUUGCUGGUUGCAGAGAUCCCCUUCGAGAUUCGCGUCCUUAUUUAUAUUACCCGACGACGUGACAUCAAGGCUCACAUCAAGGCUCGGGAAAAGUCGGGCAUGGUCGGAAUGUGGUGGGAAGUGUGACAGCUUUAGCGACAACAUUUCUCGACUCCCAGUUUCUUGUUCCCAAAAGGCCGGAUCCCAAUGGCGAAUCGACUCACUGGCCAGCUCUUAAGACACUCCACGCAAAGAGUUCAUCAAAGACUCUUCUCAAGUACUUCCACUGUCAUGUCGGAACAGCAAUUCCGUGUGGAAAGGGACACAUUCGGCGAGCUACAGGUCCCGGCUGACCGUUACUGGGGUGCUCAGACUCAGCGUUCCCUCCAAAAUUUUGAUAUUGGUGGACCUGCUGAGCGCCUACCUCCUCCCCUGAUUAAAGCCUUCGGUGUCUUGAAGAAGGCUGCCUCUAUCGUCAAUGUCACCUACGGACUGGACCCCAAAGUUGGCUCGGCUAUCCAACAGGCUGCUGAUGAUGUCAUCGCGGGCAAGCUUACGGACCAUUUCCCGCUCGUGGUUUUCCAGACUGGCAGCGGAACCCAGAGCAACAUGAAUGCCAACGAGGUCAUCUCGAAUAGGGCGAUUGAGAUCCUCGGUGGUGAGCUUGGCUCCAAGAAGCCGGUUCACCCCAACGACCACGUUAACAUGAGCCAGAGCAGUAACGAUACCUUCCCCACUGCUAUGCACGUUGCAGCUGUCACUGAGAUCAAUCAGUCCCUGCUCCCUGCAUUGAUCGAAUUGCGAGAUGCUCUGGAUGCCAAGUCCAAGGCAUUUGAUCAUAUCAUCAAGAUUGGACGCACUCACCUUCAGGAUGCUACACCGCUUACUCUCGGCCAAGAGUUCAGCGGAUAUGUUCAGCAAUUGACGAACGGGAUUGAGCGUGUCAAGGCCACCUUGCCGAGACUCAGCUGUCUCGCACAGGGUGGAACGGCCGUUGGUACUGGAUUGAACACCAAAAAAGGCUUCGAUGUGAAGGUUGCUGCCGAAGUAUCGAAACUCACCGGGUUGGAGUUUGUGACUGCACCGAACAAGUUCGAAGCACUGGCUUCCCACGAUGCUUUGGUCGAGGCACACGGCGCUCUCAAUGUACUUGCCGUCUCUCUGAUGAAGAUUGCCAACGACAUCCGUUACCUCGGUUCUGGCCCUCGCUGUGGACUCGGGGAACUGAGUCUGCCAGAGAACGAGCCUGGGAGCAGCAUCAUGCCUGGCAAAGUCAACCCCACACAAUGUGAGGCGCUGACGAUGGUGGCUGCCCAAGUCAUGGGCAACAACACCACUGUCAGCAUUGCUGGCUCCAACGGACAAUUCGAACUGAACGUAUUCAAACCGGUUAUCAUCAAGAACGUCCUACAAAGCAUCCGCUUGCUUGCUGAUGGGUCACGCUCCUUCACCAAGCACUGCGUUGUCGGCAUCGAGGCUAACGAGAAACGGAUCAAUACGCUGCUGAACGAGUCCCUGAUGUUGGCGACUAUUCUGAACAGUCAUCUUGGAUAUGACAAUGUUGCCAAAUGUGCGAAGAAGGCCCAUAAAGAAGGCACCACCCUCAAAGAGGCCACCGUUUCGCUUGGGUUCCUCUCUGAGGCCGAGUUCGACAGCAAAGUCAAGCCGGAAUUGAUGUUGCACCCCGAUCCUUAGUUACUUAUAUCAAUACCAUGUCGCCGUGCGCUACUUACUUGCUCCCCCAACAAAGCUGUUUGUUUGGUGUGUUCUAGAACACCAGAAAACCGUGUGUAAUAGCACAGCCACUCGAUGUCAGAACCAAUCUGGGCAUGCAUAGGAACAGGGAGUCAGACGGAACCCUGAUGCCUUGAGGUCAGAGGAACCUCAAAUGAAAAAUGCUCUUCAAAGUCAUCGUCAAAAAUGCGAAUGCAGAUGGUUUCCCGUCGCUAGCUUUG
Mycena citricolor is the source of this 1940-nucleotide messenger RNA. The record is from the annotation of a GenBank genome assembly. NCBI's taxonomy places the organism in Eukaryota, Fungi, Basidiomycota, Agaricomycetes, Agaricales, Mycenaceae.